Messenger RNA from Liolophura sinensis, 925 nucleotides. RefSeq names its product C-type lectin mannose-binding isoform-like. The transcript is spliced from 7 exons. Lineage: Eukaryota; Metazoa; Mollusca; Polyplacophora; Chitonida; Chitonidae. Gene Ontology annotation, molecular function: protein binding. The record is from RefSeq and is a predicted model, not a curated record. The coding region runs from base 201 to 920 and encodes 239 amino acids.
CCCUGGUACACACAGGCUGUGGACAACGCCCCACGUAAGAUUACGUGCGAUUUGCUCACCCGCAAAACUUUCAGUCAGAUAUUUCAACUAUAUAGACAGCUGUAAACUUGCAUCGUCUGUUCAGUCUGAGGAAUAUUCCACGAUGGCAUGUUAACGUGCCCAUUCCAUCCGGCAACAGGAAGCGACCACAUUGCUGCAUCAUGACACCAACGGCACUCUUAGCCUUAAUUGUAUUGGUGAUGCCGUCACCAAUCUGGACACACUCAAGGGGUAUCCACCUUAGCUGUCCACAGGAUGGUUGGAACCUCUUGGAUGGCUCCUGUGUCAAGUUGCUGAAGGAUCAUAUACAGGGAUGGAAAGCAGCCCAGUCCUUCUGUCAAAGUGUUGGAGCACGUCUGGUCAGGCUGGAUGACCAUUGGAUGACACAGAUGGCUGGAGAGCUGGCCGAAGUCUCCAACUUUUGGAUUGGAUUCAGCACAAAUUCACAGAAGCAGUCCACAUGGGCAGAUAACUCUGUCAGCUCUCCGUCUGUGGGCUUUUGGUCAGAUGGGUUUCCUUACCCUGCUGAAGACAAGUGUGUCUAUGUGACAAAUUCAUCCGGGUUGUAUUUGUGGAGUGAGGGGUCCUGUGAUUUACUGAUGAACUACAUGUGUCAGCGCUCUGCCUGCUCACAAGGUUCAUUUCACUGUAGCAGAGACGCCUGUAUUAAUGAGAAGUGGGUGUGCGAUGGGGUUGAUGACUGCAGGGAUUACUCAGAUGAACUUGGAUGCAGUUCAAGAUGUUCAUAUCAUCAGAAAGGCUCUGUGGGAACCAUCACACAGGGUGACCUGUCACAGGACAUCUGCUAUUGGUUAAUUGAGGGACCAAUGGGAUCUAACAUCAAGCUCAAUGUACGCACUCACCUGCAUUCCAGUGUCUGACUUUG